CGCUUGUAUAUACUGGGAAUUUUGAAGGCAAGAAAACCUAACUAUUUAGGAGGGAAAUACGGCGUUCUUCAUUGUGUAACGUUGUUUUUCGUUGUAUAUGUGUUCACAGCUAAAUUCGGCAUUUCUCCUCACAGUGUUAUGUUAUAUGACUGACAAAAUAAACAAAACAAAAAGAUUUUUCGUUUUCGAAGCCGUUAUAGAACCGAUAAACGUGUGUUGCCUAGCAACCACGUUGUUUGGCUAACGGUAAUUACGCUCCUCGGACUAGCUAGUUAGCUAGAAGUUAGCUAUGAGCUAACCAGACGCCAUUAACGGCAUGAUAUGUGGCGUGUUAUUUGUGUUUGGACUUUUCUUCACUGGUGUUUGCCAUAGAAGACUUUAAUACAUACACCAAAGGCCAUGUUUACAGAGCUGAGUCUUUAAAAUAACUCAGUUAUGUCAGGUUCACAAAAGGAAAUCCGACCGAAGCUUUCAAAAUAAAACCCUCUUCAAUGCGAUUAAGUUGUGAUGUUUUACGCAAAGUCUCCCCACUUCCGGUUGUUCACUGGCUAUCUGACCGACUUGACGCCCCUCUUCAAAAGCCUUUUUUCCACUCUAAUGUGUACGCGCACGCACGCUUUCAUUCUAGCUCGCGGAAACACACACACACACACACACACACACACACACACACACACACACACACACACACACACACACUCACUCACUCACUCACUUACUCACUCCUUUCUCUUUUCAAAAGCCCCUUGUGAAGCAGAUUGACAGGCUAGAAUGAAAAUGAGGCGGACGCUCGGUCACGACUUCAGUGCGUACGCGUCCUUUUGAGAAGACCUCUAAACUUGGAUCAUAUCACCAUGGGAGCUGUUUGGGCUGCAAGGGACUUUUGUUUGUUUUUGCUCUUGUUAAACAGUCGCCAAAACACAGCGCUUCCAGAGAUUCGAGGUGGGACUGUACUGAGUGUGUGUGCAUGUGUGUGUGUGUGUGUGUGUUGUGUUUUCCAGUCGUGGAGAGUGCUACUUUUACGCACGCUUUCAGGAGUGCGCUCUUGUCGUUUCCCGAGUGCAGAUCCAUGUGCAGAGGGAAGUGAUGGCUGUCACAUUGAUGCUAUUUGUCAGACUACCCAAGGCUCAUACAAGUGCACGUGUAAAGCAGGCUUUAAAGGAGAUGGAAAACACUGUGAAGACAUUGAUGAAUGCGACUUGGAGUAUAAUGGUGGCUGUGUACAUGAGUGCAACAAUAUACCAGGCAACUACCGCUGCACUUGUUAUGAUGGAUUCAAUUUGGCACAUGAUGGACACAACUGUCUAGAUGUGGAUGAAUGCAAGUUCAACAAUGGUGGGUGCCAACACACUUGUGUCAAUACCAUGGGCAGCUACGAGUGCCGCUGCAAAGAGGGCUUCUUCCUCAGUGACAACCAGCACACAUGCAUCCACCGCUCUGUGGAGGGCCUCAACUGUAUGAAUAAGGAGCACGGCUGCGCCCACAUCUGCAAAGAGACACCCAAAGGGGGUGUGGCCUGUGAGUGUCGUCCAGGGUUCGAGCUGGCCAGGAACCAGAGAGGCUGCAUCUUAACUUGUAACCACGGCAACGGAGGCUGCCAGCACACCUGUGAGGACACAGAGAACGGCCCCAUAUGCAGGUGUCACGUCAGGUACAUGCUGCAACCUGACAAGCGGUCGUGUGUAGUUUUGUGUGUCACAGAACGAGAUGAAGCCACCACCGAGUCGUCAGACCACAAUGCCACAUCCUUCACAGAGGUGGACAAACGAGUGAAACGAAGACUGUUAAUGGAAACCUGUGCGGUGAACAAUGGGGGGUGCGACUGCACCUGUAAGGACACAUCCACAGGUGUGCGCUGCAGCUGCCCUAUUGGCUUCACGCUGCAGCCAGAUGGAAAAACAUGCAAAGAUAUUGACGAGUGUGAGCAUCACAACGGCGGCUGCGAGCACUUCUGCAGGAACACCAUUGGCAGCUUUGAGUGUAACUGCAGAAAAGGCUUCAAGCUGCUGACAGAUGAACGCUCUUGUCAAGAUAUAGAUGAGUGUUUUUUUGAGCGGACAUGUGAUCACACAUGUGUGAACUCCCCUGGUGGUUUUCAGUGUCUGUGCAACAAAGGCUACACCAUGUAUGGACUGGCCCACUGUGGAGAUAUAAAUGAAUGCAGUGUGAACAAUGGCGGUUGUGAGCAUGGUUGUGAGAACACCAUGGGUGGAUUUGAGUGCUUUUGCCAUCCAGGCUAUAAGCUUCACUGGAACAAAAAGGACUGUACUGAGGCUGAGGGUUUGCCAGCUGCAACCCCCCCCUCUAAACCUACCCUGAACUGUAGUAAGCAGGAGGGUGGGGACCGCUGCUUCCUGACCUGCCAGUCCCAAGUUCAUAUCAGCAGUGGGACGGAGGAUUCCUACACGGUGACCUGUGGAAUGCCUCUGCCCUGCCUGGCUGACGCACAAAAGAACAGCAGUGGCUCACAUUGCUUAGGUCCAGAAAUUGCCAGUGUCCCGCGCAUUAAGACCACAGCCACGUUUAAGUCUGGCACCGCAAAAUGCAACUUAAAGCGAAGUCAGGAGAAACUGAAGGAGAGCUUAAACUCAGCAAACUCAGAUAGCAGGUUCCUCUUCACUGAAAACGUCCAGUUCAGCUACGUUAGCCUGCGCUGCACCUCGUCCGGACAGCGGACACGCAGCCGCCACGGCAGGAAGGCCAGCGAGGAGGACGGCUCCUCGAUAACAGCUGAGUUUGUGCUGGAUGUGAACCUAGAGGAGGUAACAGAGAGCUGUGACCUGAACUGUGUGCGCCGACGUUCGGAGAAAAGGCUCAGGAAGACCAUCAGGACCUUGAGGAAGUCCAUCAACCGGGAACAGUUCCACCUCCACUUUGCCGGGUCUGACUACGAGCUCGGCAAGAGUCUGGGCCAGCCAGCAGAGCUUCCAGGACACUGUGUGGCAGGACAGGUGCUGAUGGGCAGGAAAUGUGUGAGUUGCAGUGUUGGGUCUUACUAUGAUGCAGAUCAGGGACGGUGUGUGUUGUGUCCAGCUGGAACAUAUCAGGAUGAGGAGGGACAGACAUCUUGUGAGGUCUGUCCUGCACCUGAAGGAAGGGACGUGUCCAAGGUGGUCGGAGCUCGAAACAUGUCAGAGUGUGGAGGUCAGUGUUCCCCCGGUCAGUACUCACAUGACGGCUUCAUCCCCUGCCUGCCCUGUCCACUGGGAAUGUACCAGCCAGAAGUGGGACGCACCUCCUGCUUCCCUUGUGGAGGGAACCUGGUUACUAAGCGCAGUGGUGCUUUUACCUUCCAGGAGUGUGAAACCAAAGUCCAGUGCUCUCCAGGACAUUACUACAACACCAGCACACACCGCUGCAUCCGCUGUCCCACGGGCAUGUAUCAAGGAGAGAUUGGGCAGAAUUACUGCAUCUCGUGUCCUGGAAACACCACCACCGACUUCGAUGGCUCAACUCACAUCAUGCAAUGCAAAAACCGUCAGUGUGGAGGAGAACUGGGAGAUUUUACUGGUUACAUUGAGUCUCCCAACUACCCAGGAAACUACCCAGCCAAUGUGGAGUGCACCUGGACCAUCAACCCACCACCCAAACGCAGGAUUCUUAUUGUUGUCCCAGAAAUUUUUCUGCCCAUUGAGGAUGAGUGCGGAGACUACUUAGUAAUGAGAAAAAGCUCUCUCUCCAAUUCUGUGACGACCUACGAGACGUGUCAGACAUACGAACGUCCCAUCGCUUUCACCUCCCGCUCCAAAAGGCUUUGGAUACAGUUCAGGUCCAAUGAGGGAAACAGUGGGAAAGGCUUCCAGGUCCCAUAUGUGACAUAUGAUGAGGACUACCAGGAACUGAUAGAAGACAUAGUCAGAGAUGGAAGAUUAUAUGCUUCAGAGAAUCACCAGGAAAUCCUCAAGGACAAGAAGCUCAUGAAGGCAUUGUUCGAUGUGCUGGCUCACCCACAGAACUUCUUUAACUACACAGCACAAGAAUCAAGAGAGAUGUUCCCCAAGUCCUUCAUCCGCUUCCUGCGCUCCAAAGUCCUGAGAUUCCUUCGCCCUUAGGAUGGUCCAGUUUACAGCGGAUCAUUCAUGAAAACCUACAUUAGAUCUGGCUGUAGUAUCUGUUUUAUCCACUGACCCCUUUGAGAAUAUCCUGUAGUUUUCUAUUUUCACCUGCAGCGAUACUAGAGAGGACUACAGCUGAUAACACUGACCCUGAAGAGAAAGAUGGGAAAAUGAUCGGCAUUGAUCCUCACAGCCAUUCUCAGACAGGGAUCUGGACCUCUUCACUUUGUUUGGACAUUUGGAAACAUGUUUUAUUUAGCCACAGAUGCGUGUAAUGACUUUAUACCCUCUGUAGAUUUUAAAGUCACCAUCUUAGUAUUCAAAUCCAAAAUGCAAGUCUGUCUGUGUAUUUGAGUAUCUCUAAAUACCACAUCAAGACAUUUGCUCAUAGCAUCAAAUAUGGUAGCUAAACAGAUAUAUACUGAUCGUCAGUGAUACUGUAUAUAGAGUGUGUAUCUAGUUUUAACAUAGGCUACUUUCACAGGUAGAGGUUAAUUGACAGCAUUACUGCUAAAUGUCAGAAGCAAAUAUAGCACAAAUGUUUUCAAACAUUAGCACUACUAACUAAAGUAGUGGCACCACAAGAGCAAUUAUUCUGCAGAAUGUUUUGUAUAUGAUGUAAAAAGUUUUAGGUGAAAUGCUUAAGUAUUGUAGCAGCAACGUAUGCUUUUGGCAGUGCAGCAUUGCUGCAAUAGCUGAUGGAUCAUGUAUUUGAUGUGUGAUCGUGCGCUACUGUUCUGAAAAACCUUGUCAUUUUCCCAAAAAGUUACUCCAACAAAAAAUUAUACCAGUAUGAAUGGAUACAGUGUGUAACCAAAGAAAACUGUUGACUCUGCAGAGACUCUGAGAAUUGGAAGACUGAAGUCAGAAAAUAAAUGAAAAGUCAUGUAAAAUGGAACUGAGCUAUUCACCUGUCUUAGAUGACACAUGUAUGUAUAUUUUCAUGGUUUUGUACAUCUAAUAUGCUGUAAAUAAAGAUAGGAAACUUA
This is a messenger RNA of Acanthopagrus latus (yellowfin seabream), 5044 nucleotides long. It is a transcript of the gene scube2, whose product is annotated as signal peptide, CUB domain, EGF-like 2. The coding region runs from base 855 to 4052 and encodes 1065 amino acids. NCBI's taxonomy places the organism in Eukaryota, Metazoa, Chordata, Actinopteri, Spariformes, Sparidae. Gene Ontology annotation, molecular function: calcium ion binding. The record is from RefSeq and is a predicted model, not a curated record. Gene Ontology annotation, biological process: signal transduction. The transcript has 23 exons. Gene Ontology annotation, cellular component: cell surface.